Molecule: messenger RNA, 670 nt
Organism: Diprion similis
Lineage: Eukaryota; Metazoa; Arthropoda; Insecta; Hymenoptera; Diprionidae
Exons: 2
Coding region: 16-447 (143 amino acids)
Source: RefSeq, a predicted model, not a curated record
UUGAUACCCGAAGAUAUGCACGCCAACGUUAAAGUGGACCACGGCACCCCUUUAAUCCGGGCCUGGACACAAGCAUUCCCGUCCUAUAGACCGAUCCCCGUCUCGGCGCCGCGGCGGCGAAAGUGCACGGAUAUUCGGAUCCCACUGUGCCACGGAUCCACGUUCAGGUCAGGUCUACGCUUCAAUAUGUCUCACGAUCUACCUACGUACAGCGCUCUUAAUCAGGAUCCGGUAUCUGUACCGAUGGAGCAGUAUGGCCAAGGACCACGCAUCAUGCCACCGAGCAGCAGACCCUGCUGCACCUCACGUCGGACCUUAGUAAUAAUAGCCGUAAUAAUUCUGACGGUGUUGUACUUGGUGGUUAUUGGAUUCUUCGUUAUAGCGCCACUCCUUACUGUGGCCGCAAUCGUAGCCUCGAGUGAGAAGGAUUACGAAUUCCAUAAUUGAAUUUUUUUUUAUCCUAACCAUUCUACGUGUGUGUUGAGUGGUACGCGCGUAAACGUUUGUACGUGUGAUACGAAUGGAUUGCAUUACGCUAAUUUUGUUUAAGUCUUAUGUAUGUAACAAGUAAAUGUAAGUCAUUGUGAAUCCGAAUGUUGAGCCUUAUACCUGAAUCCAAAAACGGUAAAUAUUUAUCAUGAUAAGUAUGUACAGCCAACGUUGACUACUG